Molecule: messenger RNA, 1068 nt
Organism: Amaranthus tricolor (Joseph's coat)
Lineage: Eukaryota; Viridiplantae; Streptophyta; Magnoliopsida; Caryophyllales; Amaranthaceae
Exons: 2
Coding region: 1-1068 (355 amino acids)
Molecular function (GO): nucleic acid binding; zinc ion binding
Source: RefSeq, a predicted model, not a curated record
AUGCCUCCAUUCUUGAGAAAGAACGGAAAUAGAGGUGACUCUGAGCGUGUACUUCGGAACCUAGUGAAAGCCCUAGCUGGACAACCUUCUGCGCUGGAAAACUGGCUUCGAGAGUUUGACAGACUCUUUAGUGUAGUUCGAUGUCCCGCAGAAUUUAUGAUCGACCAGGCUGCAUUUUAUCUAGUCGAAGAUGCUGACUACUGGUGGAAACAUAGUAAGGCGAGGCUGAUAGUGGAGAAUGAUGGUGAAUUAAGCUGGGAACGUUUUAAGGGAGCGUUAAGGGAUCAAUUCUACCCACCUCACGUGAGGAAGGAUAAGUCAAACGAGUUUGCUAGAUUUGAAAUGAGGAAUUUAACAGUGGAUGAUUAUUAUCAGAAAUUUAUGGAAUUUCUAAAGUUUUUCCCUGAGGACGUUCCGACUGAAACAAAGAAGAUGCAACGCUUUGAACUGGGUUUAUCGUACGAGAUUCAAAAAUACAUUGAGACCGAUAGGUAUGAUACUUUAGACCAGUUAUUUAAGAGGGCAGCCCAGAUAGGAAAUGUUAUUAGGAAGGGGCAGGAGAAGUUGGCCCAUGGUGGGGACAAGAGGAGGGAACCUAUGUUCCAGAAUGCAGAGAGCGGGAGUAAUCAUGCAAUAAACCACUUUAAGAAACACAAAACCUAUGGGGGUUAUCAACAAAAAGUGUACCAGCCAGGACAAUCAAGUAAAGGUGGGAGAGGUUCGACAUCUAAGGCCAGGGUACAGAAACCACUUUAUGACCGCAAUGGAAAGGAAAGAAUUUAUAACUGUAAGAGAUGCCAGAAAAAUCAUCCAGGGAGAGAUUGUCGGGGAGCAUUAGUGGACUGUUCAUACUGUGGUAAAUCGGGUCAUAGAAUGUAUGAGUGUUAUGCUCGGUUGGGACAACAAGAACCUCAAGGGGGAAAUCACAGAGGUUUUCCACAACAACGCUUCGGUAAUGGUCGGAGUGGCAAUGACACGGGAAAUGGAAAUCAAAACGGUGGUGAUUUUGGUAGAAACCCUGGGGGUGUCUCAAACCUUAGGUUUCAGAGAAAUCAUUCCAGAAUUUAG